Medicago truncatula (barrel medic) is the source of this 1110-nucleotide messenger RNA. RefSeq names its product ras-related protein RABA1f. The coding region runs from base 217 to 870 and encodes 217 amino acids. Lineage: Eukaryota; Viridiplantae; Streptophyta; Magnoliopsida; Fabales; Fabaceae. The record is from RefSeq and is a predicted model, not a curated record. The transcript has 2 exons. Gene Ontology annotation, molecular function: GTP binding; GTPase activity.
AAAAAUUACGUUUUGAGAGUGAUAAAAAAAAAUAGAGUCUACAUAAUCGUAUAACGAUUGAUUCGGUUACCGUUACAAAUGGCAAAUUAAAAAAAGUUUAGGUUACAUUUUUUUGAUGACUCUUCUAAAUCUGGAUUUGUUCCCAAUACCAUAAAAUCAAAAUCAAAAAUAAUUUUCUCUCUCCUCCAUUUCUGGUUCUAAUCAAAUCAAAUAAAAAUGGGGGCAUACAGAGCCGACGAUGAUUACGAUUAUCUAUUCAAAGUGGUUUUGAUUGGUGAUUCAGGUGUUGGUAAAUCUAACCUUCUUUCUAGAUUCACCAAAAACGAAUUCAGCCUCGAAUCUAAAUCCACCAUUGGCGUUGAAUUCGCUACUAGAAGCAUUCAUGUUGAUGAUAAGGUUGUUAAAGCUCAGAUUUGGGAUACUGCCGGUCAAGAAAGGUACCGAGCAAUUACAAGUGCUUACUAUCGUGGAGCUGUUGGCGCUUUGUUAGUCUAUGAUGUUACCCGCCAUGUUACAUUUGAAAAUGUGGAGAGAUGGCUAAAAGAGCUGAGAGAUCACACAGAUGCCAACAUCGUCGUGAUGCUUGUAGGCAACAAAGCAGACCUGCGUCAUUUACGAGCAGUUUCGACCGAAGAUGCUACAAGUUUUUCUGAACGGGAGAAUACAUAUUUUAUGGAGACAUCUGCCCUUGAGUCCUUGAACGUUGAAAGUGCUUUCACCGAAGUGUUGACGCAGAUCUAUCGUGUGGUAAGCAAAAAGGCCCUUGAGAUUGGUGAUGAUCCGGCUGCUUUACCUAAGGGACAGACGAUUAAUGUUGGGUCCCGUGAUGAUGUAUCGGCUGUGAAGAAAGCUGGAUGUUGUUCUGCUUGAGUAUGUUGUAGAAGUGUAUUUUUUUCUCUGAAAUUUAUGCCCUGUUUAUACCAUUUAGAGAUUGAACUGACAGCAUGAAGAUGAUUGUUUAGAGAGCAUCAAACUGUGAAGUUUCUGCUUUGGUCUGUAGAGAAUUCUGUUCAAUGUUAGCCAAAUGUUUAGGAAACAUGCACAUUUAUUUUGCGUAAUUUAUAAUUUGUGCCGUUUUAAGAUAUUCAUUCAUUCAUCUUAUUUAAAAAA